CCGUUCGCGGUUAAUGCUUAAUAUUUCUUGUUGCCUCCAGUUUCUUUGACAAUACAUUCUUGUUUCUUUUUAAACCCUAACAAUUAUUUGGUGAACUAAACCUAUUUUAAUUAAAUUUUUUGAGUCAUUGUGUCUCUAAUUAUCAAUUAAUUUUAUCCCAUUAUCAAGGUUUGUAAUAUAAAACAACCUUUUACUACUUCGUUUAUCCUGUUUCUCUUUCUUUUUCACUCUCUUGUCAUAUUUCUCUAUUUUCACGCACAGUGUUUGUACUUACUGGUCUCUCUGGUUUUUUGGGAAAAUGAAUGCUGGCCCAUCCAUUUUAAAAACCAAGGGUACUCAUACGGUUAACCAUGCAACCUCUAGCGAAAUGGUUGCCUUAAAAAGUGGCGAUGAAUCUUUCUUUGAUUUUUCUGGUGCUCGUUCACUUGGGUCUAUUGAAAAUGAAGAUAGUCAACCUCCUACUAAAAGACGAAAGCAGGAUGCCAAAAGUGGUAAAGGAUUGAGGCAUUUUUCAAUGAAAGUAUGUCAAAAGGUUAAAGAUAAAGGCACGACAACUUACAAUGAAGUUGCUGAUGAAUUGGUCGCUGAAUUUUCUUCUGACCCACUUGCAAACCGUACUGCUUUUUCUGGUAGAUUCUCAGGAGGUGAUGCUGAGCCAUUUGAUCAAAAAAAUAUUAGACGACGUGUAUAUGAUGCCCUAAAUGUUCUUAUGGCAAUGAAUAUAAUCAACAAAGAGAAAAAAGAAAUCAAAUGGAUCGGUUUACCCACCAAUGCAUCUCAAGAGGUUGUCGAGUUAGAGAAGGAGAAGCAAGAACGGUUAGAAAAAAUCAGUGCCAAGAAAGAACAAUUGAGAGACCUAUUGAUUCAACAUAUUGCUCUCAGAAAUUUGAUUGAAAGAAACAAAAGUGAUCCUGUUGUAUCUUCCAAUGCCAAAAUCCAUUUACCAUUUAUAAUUGUAAAUACAGACAAACGCACGGUCAUUGAUUGCUCCAUAAGUAAUGACAAAACAGAGUAUCUGUUUAAUUUUGAUAAUGCGUUUGAAAUUCAUGAUGACGUUGAAGUCUUGAAACGAAUGGGUAUGGCUUUAGGUUUAGAUCGCAAUGAAUUGGUACAAAUUGACCGGGAUGUCUAUGAAAAAGCACGAACACUACUGCCAGAAGCUUUAAGAUCCAGCCUUGAUGAAAUGGUCGAAGAAAAAGGCACCAUUAUAAUAAAUUAGCAAUACCUUAUGGAUGAUAAAUUUCCUUAAAUACAUAAUCAACUACGCGCCGAAUGCAUAUAUAUCUAUAAAUAAAUACAUAUAUACAUAAUAACAUAAAUUACGCUUCUGGACUCUCCUAAAGAUUAUAUUUAUCAUUCCCUAUUGCUUCCUCUACCUCUGAUGGACAUGUUAUAAUGACCCUUGUUAGAUAUUGUCUAAUCAUGUUAUGAUGGAAAAUUAUUGAGAAAAUCUUUGAGAUUAAUGAUGAUUUUAACUUAACCAAACAAAGAAAAAUCAAUUGCUACUUGUUCAAUGAAAAAUUU
Tetranychus urticae (two-spotted spider mite) is the source of this 1524-nucleotide messenger RNA. RefSeq names its product transcription factor Dp-1. Lineage: Eukaryota; Metazoa; Arthropoda; Arachnida; Trombidiformes; Tetranychidae. Gene Ontology annotation, molecular function: DNA-binding transcription factor activity, RNA polymerase II-specific; RNA polymerase II transcription regulatory region sequence-specific DNA binding. Gene Ontology annotation, cellular component: nucleus; transcription regulator complex. Gene Ontology annotation, biological process: regulation of cell cycle; regulation of transcription by RNA polymerase II. The record is from RefSeq and is a predicted model, not a curated record.